Orbicella faveolata is the source of this 2424-nucleotide messenger RNA. RefSeq lists its product as uncharacterized. The record is from RefSeq and is a predicted model, not a curated record. Gene Ontology annotation, cellular component: plasma membrane; exocytic vesicle. Lineage: Eukaryota; Metazoa; Cnidaria; Anthozoa; Scleractinia; Merulinidae. Gene Ontology annotation, molecular function: phosphatidylserine binding; calcium-dependent phospholipid binding; calcium ion binding. Gene Ontology annotation, biological process: calcium-ion regulated exocytosis.
ACGCACCAUUCUCGUAUUUCACUCGUUUACAGGACGACGGCAAUCUUAAAAGUAGUUUUGAAUUUUGUGCCCUGUGCUCUGGUUAUUUGCCUUAGAACAACUAGAAGAUUUCAACAUUUCAAGAUGUGGAAUCAAACCUAGAAAUCUUGUUCUUUUCACCUCAAACCAAGCCGGAGAAACUAAAUUUUGAAGAUCGAAAGCGGAAUUUUGAAAUCCUAAACAGUUGUCUAUUAAUCAGCUGAAAGAUGCAAGGAUAUGUGGUGGCUGUGUCCGUUAUAGCGGGUGGGUGUGUCUUCGCGGUCCUCGCCUAUUUAGCGUUACGAAUCUUCAAGAAAAACGCAGGACGAAACAACAGCGACGCGGAAACAACAGGAUUGUGUCCUCCGAGAAUAAUACUUACAUCAGACAGUCCUGGACAAUCUAAAAGGAGAUUAUACUCGCCAGCAAGAGAGAGGGCUGCGUCGAAAGACAGAGAGGAAAAACUGGCUAAAAUAAAAAAGAAAGAGAAACGAAGAGAGAUAAAAAGUUUGUGGCUUCCGAAAAAGAAGACAAGCUUGCCUAUGAUGCAGGCUACAAUGGUUCAACCUGCAGUUCCGGAACAACACAAGGAACAAGGUGGAAGGGGCCGAUUAACUUUCACACUUCAUUAUCACUACCAGUAUGCAUCCAAGUCAUCUGUGCUGCUAGUUAAGCUGAUCAGUGCCCAGGACCUACCGCCAAAAGAUGACGAGGAGUUCCUGGACGUGUUUGUCAAAACUCAACUCGUGCCAAGCCGCAAACGAGUUUACAUUUCAAAAGUGCACCGAGAAAGCUCGAAUCCACUGUUUAACGAGGCUUACGAAUUUGACAUCGAGUAUCAAGAACUGCAACAACAGAAGCUGCUGUUUCAAAUCCUUGACUAUGACUGCAUGUCUCGAUACAAGCCUGUUGGCGAGGUCAGCGUUCUUUUGGCAGAAUUGGGUACACAUGGAUUUAACAUUUUAAGAGAGGUAUCUCUGUGUGUCUAUAUUUCUAGGCCUCGGAGAAAAUCAACGGCCAGCGUCUAUUGAGGACUGUUUAUCUUUCACGUGAAACAUUUUUAUUUGUGCGCGUGGCUGAAUCUUUAAACGACUACAAAAUAACUCAGAGAGUGUUCCAACAUCAAUAAAGUAGAAAUAUAUGGACCCAGUAGCACGCAAGUGAGAGAGUCUGUUUGAGAGAAUUUGACUAUUAUCACUGUGGUUUUGCGGAAACGUUCUGGUUCUACUCAGUUCAGGGACGACUAUACCACAAUGUAAAUACAUGUAUAUUUGUAAUAUCCUGCUUGUUUUCAGGUUUUUUUUCUGUCAGAUAUCUAGGUGCAGGUUUACCUUAUAUAUGUAUAUAUGAAAGCGAUUUUCCAGCGACUAUCUUGAACGUGAAAUUAAAGAAAUGAGCCUGUCGUCAGGCCUGCCUUUGUGCAAUAAGCCAAUCAGAAUUCAAGUGACGAAUAACAGGCAAAAAGCGCGGGAAACUCCUGUCAUCGGCCGCGGCUGCAAGUCGAGUGCACCCGAUUGGCCGGAAAAGACUUUUGUUCUGUCACGUCAGAGCACAUUGCGUCUUUUCGAACCAUAGCUAAUUAGUAAAAAUUUAUUUUUGUUAUAAGAGCACUAUUUGAGAGUUGUUGGUUAGCCUUUGUUUUAGCAAAGUUUGCAUGAAAGGAAUUAAGGAUUUAAAGUCUCAGGCAGUACCAGUGGGUAUUUCGUUCUGCACAGUGCAGAGUCUUUAUAAGAGCCAAAAAUGAAACCAUGAUUGUUUCUGCAAGCCACGGGAAAAUCGCUUUUUAACUUACGAUACAUCAUAAUAUCAAGUUGUAGAUAUUUUCACACAAAUACACCAAAAAUAGAUUGAAAAGGGACACAAUCAUAAAUUGUAUAAUUGUUAGAGAAAAAAUUUAAGCCGCAUCCACAUGUAUCCGGAUAUUUUGAAGACGGAGAUUUCUUUCUCCGUUUUAGCCUUCCCUCCACACGUAAACGGCGUUUUCGAGCACCGUAAACAUAAAUUUUUGAGAAAAAUGCUCUCCAGAGUGAAGAACAAGGGCUAUAAAACGAUUGACCAGAAGGCCUGCUACACCACGUAGAUAAGUUCUGGGUCACGCCAGGACAAACAUGUGCACGUGGGAUAACUUUGUUGACCAAAUUGCUAGCAACGCGCAAGCUUUAUAAAUAUAAAGUCGCUAUCGUAUUUCCAUCGUUGUAGCCUUUUCGUGUGGACGGGCGAAAACAUUCCAACGGUGGACGCGUAUUUUUCUUUUUUUUUGAAAACGGAGAAAAAAAUCUCCGUUUUAAGAAAUAUCCCGGUACGUGUGGACUCAAAAUAUUUCGCGCGUAAAACGCGCUUGAGUUGUGAACAAUUAUCGAAGUUCUGUUAUUUUUGUUAAAUAAAAUGAUGCGAUCCAACGAAAAA